Messenger RNA from Prunus avium (sweet cherry), 1803 nucleotides. It is a transcript of the gene UKL2, whose product is annotated as uridine kinase-like 2. Gene Ontology annotation, molecular function: kinase activity; ATP binding. NCBI's taxonomy places the organism in Eukaryota, Viridiplantae, Streptophyta, Magnoliopsida, Rosales, Rosaceae. The record is from RefSeq and is a predicted model, not a curated record.
AAUAAAGCGUGAAUCUUAGGCGCCCGAACAAAUCGUGACAAAGCGGCAGUGUCUAUUCUGUCCAGCGCUGAGCUCUUUUGAUUUUUGAAGGCAGUUGAAGUGUCGUGCUGUAACAAAUUCAGUCCGAAACAGACAACCAGAGACUGACAGUGAGAGUGAAAACCAUGCCGGAGGAGACGACCACCAUAGACUACGUGAUGGAGGCAGCGUCAGGGCCCCACUUCUCGGGACUCCGACUUGACGGCCUCCUCUCAUCUCCACCUGCAUCGUCUUCCUCUCCUGCUUCCGCUGCUUCAAACCCAGCUGACCCCAACGCCACCAAGCAGCCCUUCGUCAUUGGUGUUUCGGGAGGUACGGCUUCGGGUAAGACCACGGUUUGCGACAUGAUCAUCCAACAGCUUCACGAUCAUCGGGUCGUCCUUGUCAAUCAGGAUUCAUUUUACCGUGGUUUGACACCUGAGGAAUCUGAACGGGUGCAUGAGUAUAAUUUUGAUCAUCCUGAUGCUUUUGACACCGAGCAACUUUUAGAGUGCGUUCAAAAGCUAAAAUGUGGCCAAUCUGUCCAAGUUCCGAUUUAUGAUUUUAAGAUCCAUCGACGAAGUUCUGAUACUUUCCGGCAGGUGAAUGCUUCCGAUGUAAUAAUUUUGGAGGGAAUUCUGGUAUUCCAUGAUCAACGUGUCCGAAAUCUGAUGAACAUGAAGAUUUUUGUCGAUACAGAUGCUGAUGUAAGGCUUGCUCGUAGAAUAAGACGAGACACAGUUGAGAGGGGGAGGGACAUAAACUCUGUUCUUGAAAUGUAUGCCAAGUUUGUCAAGCCUGCUUUUGAUGAUUUUGUUCACCCAUCAAAGAAGUAUGCUGAUGUGAUCAUUCCCCGUGGUGGUGAUAAUCAUGUAGCCAUUGAUUUGAUUGUGCAACAUAUUCACACAAAGCUUGGUCAGCAUGACCUCUGCAAAAUUUAUCCCAAUAUGUAUGUUAUUCAGUCAACAUUUCAGAUUAGAGGUAUGCAUACACUGAUUCGAGACCGAGAAAUAUCAAAGCAUGACUUUGUAUUUUAUUCAGAUCGGCUAAUUCGUCUGGUUGUGGAGCAUGGCCUUGGCCAUUUGCCAUUCACAGAGAAGCAAGUAGUAACUCCAACAGCAUCAGUAUAUACUGGGGUUGAUUUCUGCAAGAAAUUGUGUGGGGUUUCAAUUGUUCGAAGUGGUGAGAGCAUGGAAAAUGCAUUACGUGCAUGCUGCAAAGGAAUAAAAAUUGGAAAGAUUCUGAUUCACCGUGAUGGAGACAAUGGGAAACAGCUUAUAUACGAGAAGCUUCCCAAGGAUAUUUCAGAACGCCAUGUCCUGCUUCUAGACCCCGUCCUUGCUACAGGUAACUCUGCUAACCAGGCUAUUGAACUACUCAUACAGAAAGGAGUUCCUGAAGCACAUAUAAUAUUCUUAAACCUUAUCUCUGCCCCUGAAGGAAUCCAUUGUGUUUCCAAACGGUUUCCAUCGUUAAAGAUUGUCACUUCAGAGAUUGAUGUUGCACUGAAUGAAGAAUUCCGUGUGAUUCCAGGAAUGGGUGAAUUUGGUGAUCGGUACUUUGGCACUGAUGAUUGAUCGCAGAAAUAAGUGCAUAUUGUAGAUUGUGAUCCUAAAAUAUUUGCGCUCCUGUGGCCUUGAAAUAGAUGGUUAUACAGAAACACCAAGGAGAUUGGCUUAUGCAUCUUUUGUUACCGGAACUAUGUAGUGUGUGUUGGCGCUAUUUCCAAAUUCUAUAGUUCACUGUUUCUACCUAUAUGAUGUUCCUGUGAUGGAUGGAGGAAAA